Messenger RNA from Salarias fasciatus (jewelled blenny), 1542 nucleotides. It is a transcript of the gene rabl2, whose product is annotated as RAB, member of RAS oncogene family-like 2. The record is from RefSeq and is a predicted model, not a curated record. Bases 267 to 938 code for a protein of 223 amino acids. Gene Ontology annotation, molecular function: GTP binding; GTPase activity. The transcript is spliced from 9 exons. NCBI's taxonomy places the organism in Eukaryota, Metazoa, Chordata, Actinopteri, Blenniiformes, Blenniidae.
GGAACGAAAAUCCUCUUCGGAGUCCUCGCGCUCACCGUCUUCGUCGAUGAUAUUUCAUGAUAUUUCUGUACACAAGACUUCCAGUGAUAUUUACGGGAGUUAAAGAGUUGGAUUUGUCGGACUAUCCGCUCAAAGCCGCGGCGUGGAAGCGUCCGGAAGCCGCUCCUCUCCUCCAGGCUGUCAGUGGUCGAUCAAUGUGAGCCAGGGAGGUGAACCCGAUCCACCUGAAGUGAAAUAAAUCCGAAGAAGGGAGAUAAAAGUGGAACAUGGCUGGUGAUGCAGGCAGCAUCCCUGAACUGGACCAGAAAAAAUAUGAUGGGGACCAACAAGUGAAGAUCAUCUGUCUCGGAGACAGUGCAGUGGGCAAAUCUAAGUUGAUGGAGAGGUUCCUCAUGGACGAAUUCCGCCCUCAACAGUUAUCAACCUAUGCGUUGACCCUGUAUAAGCACACGGCAACUGUAGGAAGUAUGACUGUAUCAAUCGAUUUCUGGGAUACAGCGGGCCAGGAGAGAUUUCAGAACAUGCACCCCUCAUACUACCACAAGGCACAUGCAUGUAUCAUGGUUUUUGACGUACAGAGGAAGAUCACGUAUAAGAAUUUAGCUAACUGGUAUAAGGAGCUGAGAGAGUACAGACCAGAGAUACCCUGCUGCGUGGUUGCCAACAAAAUCGACGCGGACCUGAAGGUGACACAGCGAAGCUUUAACUUCGCAAAGAAGCAAGGGCUCCCUUUUUACUUUGUCUCCGCUGCGGACGGGACCAAUGUAGUUAAGAUGUUUAGAGAAACAAUCAAGAGAGCCGUAGACUACAAGCAAAACCCCAGUGACUUCAUGGAUGAAGUGAUGCAGGAAUUAGAGAACUUUGAUCUGGAGAAGAAACAAGAAGAUUUGGAAGCAGAUGAAGACGGAUUGAAGGCAGAGAGUCCAGAAUUGGGAUGAAAAAUGUUUAAAAAAAAAUCAUCUGAUGGAAAGUUUAUCCCUGUGUUUUGGUGGAAGUGAUCUUUGAUCUGCUGUGACGCCACCAACAGGCACAGCGUCUCUGUGUGACGCCGGCCGCCUGAUCGUGAGAUUAUUUGGUUGUAACUGCUGCUGCAGGAUGGCAGAGUCAUUUAGUUUCAAUCAUGCUGCGGAUGUAGAAGCAUCUAUUUUACUUUUCAAUGCUAUUCUAAAGGUUUUGAAAUGCAUCCAUACAAAUAAUUCAUGUUGUCGUGAAGCAGCAGAAAACUAAAUAAGACAGAAAUGUACAAGUGAAUGUAUUUCUAUUUAUAUUUGACUGCAGUGUGGGGUAUUCAUUAAUAAAUAUCUGGAACAUUUGUAAUUAAUGUCCGUAAUUAAUAAAACAUCAAAGAAAGAGGAUGACACACACUUUGUUUUAAUUAUAAAUUUAUUACAUAAUAUAACAAACAUAUAUCUCUGUGGUGGAGGUAUCCCGGGCAACAACUCAGGUCUUGCCUCAGCCUUUUACUAUCGCCCUCGCUCUGUUCGCAUGAGGAAUACUAGGUAGCUCGUGGGUAACUUGGAUGUUUAACUGCAACUUUGCUGU